Messenger RNA from Coprinopsis cinerea okayama7#130, 1308 nucleotides. RefSeq lists its product as hypothetical. The record is from RefSeq and is a predicted model, not a curated record. Gene Ontology annotation, molecular function: carbohydrate binding. Gene Ontology annotation, biological process: cell adhesion. The transcript has 3 exons. Lineage: Eukaryota; Fungi; Basidiomycota; Agaricomycetes; Agaricales; Psathyrellaceae. Bases 1 to 1308 code for a protein of 435 amino acids.
AUGGCGGGAUCAAGCCUACAACAGACCUCGGUCAUCGACCAGGGGAGUCAAGUCAUCCACAGCCUCCUCUUGGAUAGAGGACCUGUCUGCGACGUUCCUAUCCCCAUUGCAUUCACGCCAGUGCAGUAUAGGGGGCCCUCCUACCACCUGCUGAAAACUCUAAUCCAAGCAUUGAACGACGCGUACGGAGUUGAUAUCGAUGUGAAGGAGAUCAGGUUGUGGAAGCCGAAGGAGCACUUAAAACCGGAUGUCGCUAUCGAUCAGGGAUGGGUCUCGAGGGCUACUUCAGAGUUCCACGAUUGGUUCUCCCUGAUUCCAUUCACGCAGUCGCUCAGCGACGCACUGGACACUACCGUGGCGCAUAACAAAUCAGGAAUCCACCUCGUCGUUACUACUACCACGAUUUAUCAUCGAGCUGGUCAGGAGGGAGCAUCGCGAAUGGUUGGUCCACCUUUGAGGGAUCAAGUACCGAUCAUCGAUGUAGGAGUUCUGGAGGCACUUUCUCUUCCCCUUGGCGAAGGAAAAUCCACAGUCGUUCAGACGUCCCCACUCUACUUGACGCCCAUCGUAGUCCUAGGCUUCUCCUCCAUCACCUCGUGGGGCUGGUAUGAGAAGACUGCCCAGUUCCUCACGCACGCGGGCAGCUUUACACCUACCAGCUUCCAAGUCAACACUAACAACUGGACCCACACUAGUGGGGAGUUCGGUGUAUCCUGGCUUCGCGCCGACCGAUCGUCACUGCUUCAGGGGGGCAUUUUCAGCACGAAUGCGAACUCGAACUCCAAAACGACGUCCCUCAUUUCCGAGCGCGUGGCGUUCGGUCCUUCGUUUGAAUCACCUCCUCGAGUCUUUGUCUCACCAAGCGGCUUCCAGUUUGACGGGAAGGCAUGGGAUAUUAGGGUGUUCUCUACCGAUGUAAACCGGAGUGGCUUCAAGAUGAAUGUGGUGCGAUCUCCGGAGGAGGGGACACUGGCCAAUAUACAGGUCCACUGGCUUGCGUUCCCCGAGGGUGGACUUCCGGGACGUCAGAUGUGUACUGGACAGUUCCACAUUUCGGAGGUGCUCGAUUCGUCCAGCCCCGUAAAAUCUGGAGACGUGGUGUUUGAGCAGGCGUUUACAAUCUCGGAUUCGGAAACACCUCCCAGGAUCUUCCUCGCGAUUGACCACAUCAAAGCUUCGAAGGCGCAUACCUUGCGGAUUUGGGUUAGUGUGUCGAAUGUGACUUCUUCGGGGAUGGAAUGGAAGAUCCAGACUGCGGACGACACCGUUAUCUACUCUGCGUCUGUUUCGUAUCUAGCUAUCGCGUGA